Molecule: messenger RNA, 1473 nt
Organism: Aspergillus clavatus NRRL 1
Lineage: Eukaryota; Fungi; Ascomycota; Eurotiomycetes; Eurotiales; Aspergillaceae
Product: FAD-binding oxidoreductase
Exons: 3
Coding region: 1-1473 (490 amino acids)
Molecular function (GO): FAD binding
Source: RefSeq, a predicted model, not a curated record
AUGAACGCCAUUAGCACCAGUUCCACUGUACUCGAGAAGCUUGGGGCAUGUUGUCUCGCUUUAUCAUCCGUGUUGGGCAACAAAGUGUCCUUCCCCGGCACCACCACUUACAAUUCCUCUCUCAGCUCGUACUUCUCGCAGCAAAAUUCCGAUCUUCAUCCCAAAUGCAUCGUCUCCCCAACAAGUGCAGAAGAUGUCUCCAUCGCUAUCAGAACUCUAACUUCGACUCCGGAUGUUCUUGACAACUAUGGCGGACCCCACUGCCACUUUGCUGUCCGCUCCGGCGGCCACGCCAGCAUCGGCGGCGUAUCAAACAUCGCUGAUGGGAUCACAAUCGACCUGCGCGGUCUUAAUAGCAUUAACAUCAACAGUGACCAUACCGCAGUCUCGGUUGGUGUCGGUGCUACCUGGGGAGAAGUAUACGCUUACCUCGACCCAUUAGGUCUAUCUGCGGCCGGCGGACGAGCCGCACAAGUCGGGGUAGGAGGGCUCACAACAGGAGGUGGGAUAUCAUACCUCUCGCCGCGGUACGGAUGGACUUGCGACACGGUCUCGCAGUUCGAAGUCGUCCUAGCGAACGGAUCGGUGGUGGAAGUCAACGAGAAGACUAAUUCCAAUCUCUUGCAGGCGCUGCGAGGCGGAAGCAGUAAUUUCGGCAUUGUGACGAGAGUUGACUUAGGCGCAUUCAAACAAGGUCGUAUCUGGGGUGGAAGCGUCUACUACGCGCUGGACACAGCGGAGGAGCAGAUUAGGGCUUUUGCGCAGUUGAAUUCCGCGGAGGAGUAUGAUGAGUAUGCGUCCCUGAUUACGAGCUUUGGGUAUUCAGGGGGCCAGGGUUCCGCAGUGGUCAAUAGUAUUGUGUAUACCAAGGAAGAGGAGCGUCCGGCUGUCUAUGAGCCGUUCUUCAAGAUGCCGUCGCUGGCCAGCACGAUGAGGAUUGCGGAGAUGCAUGAGAUCUCCAUGGAGCAGGGAUCGUUCUCGCCAGACGGGAAGCGGCAACUAAGUGUGGUGACGACGCUUGUCUCGAGUAUUGCCGCGUUGAAUGCGACUUAUAUGCGGUGGAAUGAGAGCCUGGCCCCAAUUCGAGACGUUCCUGGCAUUGUGUGGUCGGUAUCGCUGGAGCCUCUGCCACCAGCUAUUUACGCUCGUGCUGCCUCAAAGAAUGCGAUGGGAUUGACAGGAAGGACUGACGCACUGGUUGUUACGCUGCUUAGUGCUUCUUGGGACAACGCGGCGGACGAUGCCAGAGUUGAGGAAACUGCGCGUGCGUUGUUUGAUGGAAUUGAAGAUGAUGCGCGCAGACUGGGCGACUACGAUCCGUUCUUAUACUUGAACUAUGCGGCCGAGUGGCAGGACCCUAUCGCUAGUUAUGGAAAGGACAGUGUUCACAAGCUGAAGCGAGUGCGGUGGGAAGUUGAUCGUCGGGGUGUCUUUCAAUACAAUAUGCCUGGGGGCUUCAAGAUUCCAGGUUGA